AUGGGCUCCUCGUCCAAGGACCGGCCCGACGAGGUCGACCUGUCGGGCAGCGUGGCCACCGCCAGCGACGAGCGCCGCGGGCCCAGCAGGACCAAGAGCGAGCGGGUCAAGGGCGAGAGGGACCCCGAGCGAUCGCGCGAACGAGACCCCGACCGGGAACGGGAGCAUCGCCACCGCACGCACAAGUCCAAGUCGUCGCGCACCUCGAAAAUGGCCGACGGCGACUCGCAUACCUCGUCACACCGCCGCCAUCGCACCCGCGAGGAGAAGGAGGAGAGAGAACGCAAGCGCGAGGAGAGGAAGAAGAAGACGGCCUCCAUGAGCGACCUCGUGCCCGAGCUGACCAGGAGCUCGAUGCUGGGGAGCAGGACCAGCCUGCCGUACCCCUCCUUCAGCAAGGCGCACAGUCGCGAAUGCGUCUCCAACAGCCGCGAAGACGUCUCAGCGCCUCGCCAGCCCGGCGAACCGCUCACGCCUGAGGCCACCGACCUGGGUUCCAAAGGCAGCCGGCGGUCAAAGUCGCCGGGACAUGCCGCCACGAGCAAUUCGGGCAGCAGCAGCAGGAAGGCGAGCGCGAAGAAGGAAGAUCGGCCUCCCAGCCCUCCCGAGACAGACGUAUCCGCAGACAAGAGACGGAGCCGCACUUCGACGCCACGCAUGAGGGAUGGCGAUGGUCUCGCGCCCGACAGGCCAGAUUCGAGGACCAGUGGCCUGUCGAGGUCAAGUUCGCGGCGUGAUGACAAGUCGAAGCUGUCCACCAAGUCAAAGACGUCGAGCCAGGCCACCUUUGUCAAGUCGCCCACCUUCAAACCGCCGCCGGGCGUGCAGCUCGCUGAAGACCAAGAUUCCACCAUCAGUGAUGACAGAACGGCGGGCGCACGAUCUGCCGCAACCUCGGUCCUGCCAAAGAGGACGGAAUCCAAGAGAUCGAGGCGGUCUGAUCCGGUCGACGACGAUUCUCCUGAAUCAGUCCAGGACUCUUCGCCCAAAACUCCCACAGCAACGGCCCAGUUCCCUCCUCCGCAGCUCUUCCCCAACGAGAAGCAGCCGCCGAAUAUACACCUUGUCGAGAACGACCGUCCUACUCCAGCACAGACACCAAUGUCCGACUUUGGACCUCCUCCGCCGGCGCCACCACCCCCACCACCUCUGGAUAUCCAGGAAGUACCGCGGAUCGACUACUUGUUACAAAAUGGUGGCCUGAUCCACCCGGUUUCCAAGAACUUUCUCUCCGUGUUACCGCGACCAAAUGGCACCAGGCCGUCAAACCCACCGUUGACCGGCACUGAGACCAUGUUCGCACCAUUCUUCAACCUUCUGGAUCAGUACCAGAAUGUAAUCAACAAGCAAGGUUCGGUAGCCGUUGCGACGGGACACAAGACAGUUGCGAGACGCCUCCUCGAUCGACUGGAGGAUGUCUUUUCGAGAGACCUACCCGCCGAAGGAUGUUCAUGUCUGAUGUGUGAGGGGACACCAGAGGAACACCGCGGUCUUGGUUGGGGGGAAGUCUUGGAAAGAGUGGGAGGUCGUGUUGAGCUGCCUCAAUGGCCACCGUUUGACCUCGCUGCUCUCGGUGCGACCACAGCUCAGAAACUGGCAGACCUGCCUCCCAGACCGUCAUCACCGAUCAAGCUCGACCCCGAUAUCGCCGAGGAGUUCAGAGACCAUUACUUACGUCAGUCCAAGAAGGUUCGGUCCUUGGUCGACAAGUGGAUGAAUACCUGUGCUGAAGCCCCUGCGCCGCCGCCUUCUGACGUGGAUGAUGAGACGCUCACGUUCGCCAUCUUGACAAGCCUUGAGCGAGAGGAGCGGCCCUACUUCAACGCGCUCAUCUCUGGCUCCCGAGAGCUUAAACCAGACGUGAGAGCGCCUACGCCCAAUGUACGCAAGCCCCGGGCGGAUUUUCUGGUCAAGACGGGGCUCUCAUUACAACGCCUGUACCGACUACCUCAAGCACCUCGAGAUGCUGAAACCGCGGUGUACCUCAUCAAGAACCCCUUUCACCAUGACCUCCUCGUCACUAUUGCCGACAUUAGCCCGCAGGAGUGGGAAAUCUUGACUUCGGGGCGCUUCGAUGGCUUCCUCUGGUCGGGCGCUGAUGGCGAUGAAGGCAUGACCCCGACAGCAGAAUAUCCCGGCUCGCGUGGUGCUACGCCCGCAUCCGGCUUCUUCUCACCACCAUCGUCUCGACCGGGCACAGGCAUGUCGGGUCACCGCCAGACCCCAGGCUUCGGUGCCUCGCGGAACACGACGCCUUUCUCGGGCGUGUACAGCCGCGGAGCAACGCCCGCCUCUUUCGUCUCUCUGUCUUCGUCUGCCGCCCCCGGGCACAAUCGACAGGCGGUCAGCCACGACGAAGAGCUCGAGAUGGCCGUGCUCGCCGAGGUCGAGCGCGAAAUCUAUCAGGGCAUGGAGGCGCUCGAGGAUGCCUUCGAGAAGCUGCACCAGCGUGCGGAAAUGGUGCGCAAUGCACUGCGCCAACGCAAUGCUGGCCUCAUGAUGAGCAUGCAGCAACGUCGUGCCGGGGGCCGGAUCGACGUCCUGCCGCAGCUCAGCGGGGGCAGCAACGGGUAUGAGCGGCCGUACUGGGCGACAGGCGACGACGAGACCAGCGAGAGCGACUGGGGCGGCGACGACGCCGAGAGCUUGGCGCCGGACGAUUCGGCAAGCAAUAUUAGUAGUUCUCGCCAUCGCCGGCCCAAGAGGCGGACGGAGCGGAGGACCCCCGCGCCCAUUGAGGAGGACGACGAGGAGAACUAA
Neoarthrinium moseri is the source of this 2760-nucleotide messenger RNA. RefSeq lists its product as uncharacterized. The record is from RefSeq and is a predicted model, not a curated record. Bases 1 to 2760 code for a protein of 919 amino acids. Gene Ontology annotation, molecular function: DNA binding. The transcript has a single exon. NCBI's taxonomy places the organism in Eukaryota, Fungi, Ascomycota, Sordariomycetes, Amphisphaeriales, Apiosporaceae. Gene Ontology annotation, cellular component: nucleus.